AUGUUCUACACAGGGGCUGCCUCAAGCAGGUGUCUACAUGAUGAGACACAUAGUCUGAGCCUUCUCGGGCCUCCUUUCUCCCAACUUCCCCCAAACUUGUGUUCGUCCUCCCUCACCCUCCCUAGUCCCCAGGAUCCUCAACCCCUCCAAACCCAAACCUGCCAUAUUGGAGAUCCUGUAUCAAAGGGAGCUUGGAAUCCUGAAGAAGAUGAGGUGAGAGGGGAAUCCUGAGCCCUGGCAGCAGGGACAGAGGCUGAAGAGUGAGAAAGCUGAAGAGUGCAGGAAGACUGAAGAGUCCCUCUAAAACAAGGACCCCUGCUUCUGAAUCCAAACCCUGCACAAUACUGCCAUGCUGUCUGGGGAGACCUAGACAACCCAAACUACCACAGGCAGAAACCCCACUACUGGUCUAUCCAGAAAGGGGGGCCAGGGAUCCAAAACACUGAUUUCCUGUAUGUGUGGGUUGUCCACACUUCCAAGUGCCACCAAGAGGGGAGGAUCAAAUCAAAUCCCUUUUCUUGGCUCUCUAUCGUAGCCCCCACUGCCUGCUGCCAGCUGGACUAAGAAGACAGGCCGCUUGCUGAUACCACUGUCUACUGCACCCAGCACUUCCCAGCCUCAGCCACAGUGUCAUGGUCAUGUCAUGUGUCCUCGGCCACAUUCCAUGAACUGCUCCAUGCCCUGGGUUUCUCUGGAUGGCUCUUUCAGACAUGGAGGGAGGGCAUCUCUCCUUUCAGUCUUAGAGAGAACUAUUCUACAAAGCAAGUGACAAGGCGAGAUGAGUGGGGAUAGCUGCUUUCCACCACAGCUGGCCAAGCACUUGGAACUGGAGGAGGCUCACUGGGUGCUUCCUUGGAAGAAGAAGAGGGAGCAGUCAAGUGCUACCUCCUCCCGUGGGGCCCUUUGUCUUCACACUGGGAGGUCUGACUACUCCAGGACUAAAUGACUGCUACCUAUGGCAGUGCCCAAUGUCCUAGGCUUGACCCAAUCACUUGCUGCCUUCAAAGACUCAGGCUGAGGCCUCCCUGGUGGUCCAGUGGACCGACCACCUGUGGGAAUGGCGCCCCAGGCUUUUUCUGUACUGGCAGCGGACUGGGCUGCCACUACCUGCGCCUGGAUAAAUGAAGCUGCUCCCCAGACCCCACUCUGGAAGACCCCUGCAGGUUCAAGCCCUUGAUCGGUGGGAAUGAAUGCUGAAAGAAGGGAAAUGGAUUCCCACCUGGGGCAGAGAAUCCCCAUGGGGAGAUCUACCAUCCUUAGAGCCCCCGCUUCCUUGCCAACCUCACUUCACAGCUGCUCCCUGGGGACGAGACCAGACAUCCCUCUCGGAUGCCACAUGUCAAGGAAGCAGAGCUCACUGGCUGCUGCUGUUUACAUCAAUACCUGGCUACUAUGAUCUUCUGUUCCUCGUGUUGGUUGUGUUAGACUAAUGAAGUUACCAACGCUAUUACUUACAAACCUGUAAGUCUUUCAAUCCAAGACCUGUUAUUCCAGCUGUCUUUAGGAUUAGUUGGGCCCCCAGGAGACUCCCUGGGGAAGGAAGAGUGAGAAACACUGACAGAAGCAGUACUACAGGCUCUAGUGAGCAGAGAAGGCACUGGCAGAGAGAUCAGUCCUUUUAUGUGCUAUAUUCACAGCCCCUUAAUUACCACUAGUCUGGUGUUCACUGCACAUAUGUGGAAAUCUCCUGGCUGCCAAGGGUCUUCAGUUGGUAUGCUGACUAGGGCUCUGACCUUUACCCUCCAGAAGAAACCUCUAGAAGUAUCAUUAUGGAGGAGCCACCCUUACCAUAAAAUACAGUAA
Molecule: messenger RNA, 1803 nt
Organism: Cervus elaphus (red deer)
Lineage: Eukaryota; Metazoa; Chordata; Mammalia; Artiodactyla; Cervidae
Gene: CIROP
Product: leishmanolysin like peptidase 2
Source: RefSeq, a predicted model, not a curated record